Dracunculus medinensis (Guinea worm) is the source of this 822-nucleotide messenger RNA. The record is from the annotation of a GenBank genome assembly. NCBI's taxonomy places the organism in Eukaryota, Metazoa, Nematoda, Chromadorea, Rhabditida, Dracunculidae.
AUGGUUUCUGACGAACAAGCUAAAGAAUUCGAUUCAGUGAGAUCUAAUUUGAAUAAUUCCAGCAGAACCAACCCUGUCGAACCAAAAUCAUCUCAAAAAAAUAUUAAGGUUCAACAAUUGGCUUCAUUAUACAGCCGAGAGAAGCGAAUUCAAGAAGUAAUUUGUCUAACAACUGGAAUAUGCUUUCUCAUCGUAGUGUUCGUUUUGCUUAUUCGUUCAUCAUAUUUAGCGUUAUUACCGUUAAUUGUAAUACAUGCUUUUCUCGGUAUCAUAACAGCUGAUUUUCUCGGAGGAGUUGUUCACUGGGCUGCUGAUACAUGGGGAUCUGUUGAUACUUUUGUCGGAAAGAAUUUCAUUCGCUCAUUUCGUGAGCAUCAUAUAGAUCCCGUUGCAAUGACUCGGCAUGAUUUUGUUGAAUGCAAUGGCGACAAUUUCAUGUUGAUCAUACCGAAAUUAACCCACAUCGUUUACCAACAUAUGACACUGACACCAGAUAAACUGGAUGAAAUUAUUUUGUCGCAAUGGUUUUGGUUAUUUCUGGCAUUUUAUGUCGCAAUGACUAAUCAGAUUCAUAAAUGGUCGCAUACAUUUAUUGGAUUACCACCAUGGGUUAUAAAGUUGCAAACUUGGCACAUAAUACUUCCGCGUAAACAUCACAAGCUACAUCAUAAUCCGCCACAUGAUUGUUGUUACUGCAUUACAACCGGUUGGCUAAACAAACCUUUGGAUAAAAUCAAAUUUUGGCGAGGCGUAGAGCAUAUUGUCACUGCGUUAACGGGUAUGCAGCCACGUAGUGAUGACCUCAAAUGGGCCAAAUCGUGA